Molecule: messenger RNA, 824 nt
Organism: Triticum dicoccoides
Lineage: Eukaryota; Viridiplantae; Streptophyta; Magnoliopsida; Poales; Poaceae
Exons: 3
Coding region: 89-544 (151 amino acids)
Biological process (GO): mitotic sister chromatid cohesion
Cellular component (GO): Ctf18 RFC-like complex
Source: RefSeq, a predicted model, not a curated record
AGCCCGCCAACAUCCAGCACAAACCCUCGCCUCCUAUCGAUCUCUCUCCUCCCCUCUGUCCCCACAUCCAAUCCGAGGCGAGGCGGCGAUGCAGAUCCAAGUCCGGUGCGGGUGCGGCGAGGCGGCGUGCCCGGAGUGGGCGGUGGUGGAGGUGCAGGGCGUGCUGCAGCCGCAGCCCUGCUUCUCCGGCCGCAUCCAGGGCCUCCACAUCGGCCGCCUCUGCUCCACCUCCUCCGCCCCGUCUUCCAAGGGCGGGUACACCUUCACCGUGGGGUACCAUGAGCUCGCCGGCUCGAAGGUGACUCUCAAGAAGCCCCUUCUGGUGCUGAGGAAGAAGAAGAACGACAAGGGGAACCCCGGCAAGCUCGGACAAGGUGGACAGGCGGCGGCGGCGGCGGAGGUGGAGCUGGAGGUGAUUGGCAUCAUCCGGCACAAGAUCCUCUUCAAGGACCGCCCCAAGGCCCUCAUCUCAAAGCCGGUGCCGAAGGAGAAGAAGGCCAUGCCGGAAGCGGCGACCCCAUCAACCGUGCCUCCCGCUUCCUGAAGAAUCCUCUUUCUGACAAAAUAAGUUUGUUAAGGAUCUGAAGCUCCCUGGGGGUUCUGAUUGUGCCCGUUUGUUUCCCCUGUCUAGUUAGUGGUCACAUCUUCCUCUGCCAUCGUUUUGCUUGUGCCGUACGUAUACCAGUAUGAAUUUUCCGUCUCGUUGAAGCACACUAGUGACAAAUUAGCACAAACUUGUGGGGCUGUUUGGGUCCACUGCUAUGGGAACCAAAUACCACCAUCAUAUUUGCUUAUAUUCUUGUGGUGAUCAGGUUCAUUUUGCA